AUGGCUGGGCCCGAAGCCCCUGGCAACGAGGACGCUCUCGAGGCCAAGCAGCGUGGUGGAGCUGCCUAUGCUCAGAAGGACUGGACAGCAGCUACCGAGCACUACACUGCUGCGCUGAAGUCUUGUCGUGCUGACUCCGAGCUGGCCCUCAUCUGCCUCAACAACCGUGCUGCAUGCUACGCCCAGUUGAAGCGGCAUGAGCUGGUUGUGCAAGACACCUCGGAGGUGCUGCAGAAGCAGCCUGCCAACAUGAAGGCCCUCCUUCGUCGGAUGGUUGCCUUGGAUGCCCUUGGAAGGGAAGAGGCAGCCCUGAAGGAUGCCAAAGACAUCCUUAUCAUGGAGCCCAAGAACUCUCAUGCAAUGCAGGUUGUUGCGCGCAAGAGAAAGAGCCUCACAAAGAAGGCGAGCGACGCGCUUCCUUCGUCCACUGGGCAACCCGAAACAAGUGUCGCGGUCUUCCUCUUCAGCGAGGAUCGGCCGCUUCAGUGCUAUGCCUGCCUGCGAUCCUUGCAGAAGCACCUGCACGGCGCUGCACUGCACGUGACGGUAUUUUGGCAAGCGGCUGAGCGCGCCUGCGUUCAUUCGUACCAGCUUCUGGAAGCCCUCCCCGAGCUCCGAAGCUUGCAGCAUGGAGAGAUUGCCUGGCUGGAAGUGUCAAAGGGCCAACUCUACAGCAAUUUCUCGAGAACUGUAAGCCGCCUGUCAGCCGAUGGGAUCCGGCACCUGCUGAUACUGUCGGAUUCGGCCGUCUUCCACACCAGCACCGAUGUUGCGGCGGCUUCAGCCUUGCUGAGCGAACGCUCAGAGACUUUUGCAGUGCGCUUGGACUUGAAUCCUCGCAUCGAGUACUUCUCGGAAGCGGAGCUGUAUGCAUCUGCACCCCGAUCGAAGCCAUUUGCGAACGAUCCGAGACUGAUGGUGUGGACUCGAUGUUUUGACUCCUCGAAGAUGGCCUACGAAGCAGUGCCGCGAGAAAGCGGUUGGGAUGACAUCCUCUGCUGGACGGCGAGCCUACUUCGAGCCGAGCAUGUGGCGCACUUCUUCUCUGCACUGCAGGGAAAGGAGGUCGACAACGUAAAGGAGCUGGACGACAAGGCUGCCGAUUGGCUCAGCAGACGGCAGCGCAUGAAGCGCAGAGAGGUCUCAAUAUGUACUGCUUGUUUCGUCGAGCCUCUCCUGAUCACCCUUGAUGCCCGUGGCUUCGGAUCGGCUAAGGAGGCCGAUGGUCUCCUCCGAGCUCAUCUUCUGCACGACUUGGGCGGGAAGGCAAGCUUCGGCAAGCUAGCGCGCCAGCUAAGCUGGAGCGAGGCAGAAGUUGCCAAGUACUUUCAAAGCGUGGAUGAAGGUGCUCCGCUCAGCAUCUUGGACGGGCUCUUGCAGCCUGAAAGGUAUCGGGAGCACUACUUCGACUCUGCGCGUGUAUCGCUAACGGUCCCUCUGGCAGGGCCGCCCCGGGAGCUCAGCUGUGAGCCCCUUGUCUCGUGGCUGAUACCAGCCCGAAACUGCGAAGACUUCCUCCUUGACUGUUUUCGCUCCAUUGAGCAGCAGGUUGGAGUGGCUGCUGGAUCCUACGAAAUUGUAGUGGUCGAGGACGCUUCGGAAGAUGGAACAUCGGCGAUUUUGCAGCACUACGCAGACAAGCGCCCGAACGUUCGCAUCAUUGAUAGCAAUGGGAUGCAGCAAGGCGUGGCCGGAUGCCUUCGCGAAGGCUGGGAGCACUGCCGGGGUCGCUUUGUGGCCCGCCUGGAUGCAGAUGACGAGGCUGACCUCCAGCGGCUGUCCAAGCAGCUUCGCUACAUGGAGCAGCAUCCGUCUGUCUCCGUGCUGGGUGGCCGUCACAGAUCCUUCUUCACGGAGCACCGCAAGUUCACCGUGGAGCGAAUAUCGCAAAAGGAGGAUGGCCGAGUUGUAGCCGCUGUGUGGCGGGAGUUUCAUGGGCAGCAAACAUCUCGCGCGCGGGAGCAGAUCUGCUUAGCUGAAAGAGGCGACCAGGUGCUGGUCGUGGAGGGCCCGGCUGAGUACUUGAACUGCAGAUUGCUGCGAGUCGGCGAGGAGUCCCUGGUUCUUCAUCCAGAGAGGUGGCAAGAGGCCCUGAGUGCUGCACAAGGUGGCCGAGGGGAGGUUCUUCUUCUGCGGAGAGAUCCGCUGGAGCCCGCUCAGGGAGGUCGAUGGAUGCAUCCCUGCCUCGUGCGGGCGGCCUCUCUGUUCGAGGAGUGCGUGCUGGGGACAACGUGCCUCUUCCGCAAGUCGCACUUCGGUGAGGAAUGCCCGUUCAAGCGGGAGGAGGCAGAAAAUCAUUGGCUCUGGUUGGGCCUGGAGUCCAACCAACAUGCCAUGAACAUUGCUGACGUCCUGGUGCACACCAGGCCAUCAGCUCUACAACGGACCUGGCUCUGGAAAAGUCUCUGA
This is a messenger RNA of Symbiodinium sp. CCMP2592, 2409 nucleotides long. The record is from the annotation of a GenBank genome assembly. Lineage: Eukaryota; Dinophyceae; Suessiales; Symbiodiniaceae.